AUGUUUGAUCAAUUAUUGAAUAAUAUGUCUAAUUAUACAAAUCUAUAUUUCAUUAUUAAUAAUCAUACUACUACUACUAAUACUACUCCGUCUUCUCCUCAUUCUUCUCCACCUUCUCAUCCAACUACGACGACUACUACUACUACGACGACAACAACAACGAUUCCUACUACUCAUCAUACUACUUAUAUCAUCCCUAUUACAUUAUCUAAACAAACUGAAAUAGAUUUAGAAUAUUUAGAUCAUAUAUUAUCUAUAAUGCGUUUAAUAUGUGGUAAAAUUUUAACCCCCUUAUUAUGUUUAAUUGGAUUUAUAUCCAAUAUUAUUAAUAUUAUUAUAUUAACAAGAGAAUGGAUGAGUUCAUCAACUAAUAUUUAUUUAACUGCUGUAUCUAUAUGUGAUUUAUUAUAUUUAUUAUUUACUUAUUUAUUUUCAUUAUGGUUAUAUCCAUCUAUUCAACAAUUAACUUUAUAUGCAUAUAGUAUUACAUAUAUACAUGGUACUGCUAAUUUAUUUAGUAAUAUUACUACAUGGCUUACAGUAAGUUUUACAUUAGAACGUUAUAUUGUUAUAUCAUCACCUAUAUUAGGUAAACGUUAUUGUACUAAACAACGUGCACGUUAUGUUAUUAUUAUUAUAUUUAUUAUAUGUUUUUUAAUAACAUUACCAGAUUAUUUUAAAAAAACCAUCAAAUAUAAUCAUACUACUUAUAAUACUACUCAUAAUAAUAGUAAUCAUCAUUAUCAUCAUAAUCAAUUAAUCAAUAAUUCAACCAAUAUAACAAUCAAUAAUGAUCAUAAUCAUAAUAAUAAUCAAUAUUUAGUUGUUGAUACACAAAUCAAUAUUAUUUUAAUUAAAAUUGGUUAUGAUUAUAUUAAUCAAAUUAUAUUUAUUAUAUUACCAAUGAUAUUAUUAAUUAUAUUUAAUAGUUUAUUAAUAAGAUCUGUGAUGAAAGCCAAUUAUGAUCGAAGAAUAUUGAUCAAACAAGGUAAUAAUAAUAAUAAUAAUAAUAAUACUUGUAUACCAUCGAUCAAUAUUAUAAAUGAUCCGAAAAAUAUUGAUUUAUUACCGAAUAGUAAUACAAAUAUCAAUACUCCUAAUGAUAAUAAUGGACGUCAAUAUAGUAUGGUUCAAUUAAAUCAAGAAGCUACAACAAGUCACAAUGUACCAGCUAUUGUACGUGAUGCAUUAGAAGCAAGUAUGAGAACAACAAUUGGUAUCACAUCUAGUAUAACACAAUCAUAUCGAUCAAUGAAUUAUCAAACAAAUUUAUUACCAAUUAUGAAUAUUAAAAAAGGUACAAAAUUAGGUGAACAACAUCGUAUUACAUUAAUGUUAAUUACAAUUGUUAUAGCAUUUGUAUUAUUACAAUUACCAAGUAUGGUACCAACAAUAAUAAUGAAUUUAUGGAAUACUGGUAUAAUACAAUCAACACAAUAUACAACUAAGUGCCUAUUAAUCUAUGCAAAUAUAUCAAAUGUAUUAUUAAUUAUUAAUGCUGCAUUAAAUUUUGUAUUUUAUUCAUUAUUUUCAGCAAGAUUUCGUCAAACAUGUUAUAUACUAUUGAAAAAUAUUACUUGUUUAAAACAUUUUUUAUAUCAAUAAUACUUAUACUACUAUGAAUACUACUUAUAUCAAUAAUCAUAAUUAAUCAUUUGAUAAAACACUAAUUCAUAGUGAUAAACUUUCAUUGAAAUAAUUCUGUUUCUAAAUACAAUUAUUAAUGAGUAUCCAUGAUAAAUAUUCAUAGUAACUGAAUGUCAUGAUUAUAGAUCAAAGUCAACUUAUCUAUCCUGUGAGUAUACAUAGAUAAUCUUUGGAACAGAUUGAUGUUUACUGAAGAAAAAUUCAUCUAUAUAUAACUAUAGUAAUUUUCCAAUGAAAGAAUCUAGAAUGUUCCAAGAAGAUGAAAUCAUGGAAUUCAUUGAAAGUAAUCAAAGUAUUCAUGCCUUGAGGAUUCCAAGUGAGAGCCUGGCUUGUGACACAGUUGGGUGCUUUCCUCAAUAUCUCUCCUAUCCACUUCCAGUGCUUGUUCCCGAUUUCUUCCUCCACUGGAAUGUGGUUUGUUCUCUCCCAUAGUAGGUUGUUGCUCAUAGUGUGGUGUCUGGCUAACGGAUCCGAAUUAUUUUGUGUAGACAACUGUUAAUAAAC
Schistosoma guineensis is the source of this 2151-nucleotide messenger RNA. The record is from the annotation of a GenBank genome assembly. NCBI's taxonomy places the organism in Eukaryota, Metazoa, Platyhelminthes, Trematoda, Strigeidida, Schistosomatidae.